Molecule: messenger RNA, 926 nt
Organism: Galleria mellonella (greater wax moth)
Lineage: Eukaryota; Metazoa; Arthropoda; Insecta; Lepidoptera; Pyralidae
Gene: mRpL20
Product: 39S ribosomal protein L20, mitochondrial
Exons: 6
Coding region: 178-798 (206 amino acids)
Biological process (GO): translation; ribosomal large subunit assembly
Cellular component (GO): ribosome; membrane
Molecular function (GO): rRNA binding; structural constituent of ribosome
Source: RefSeq, a predicted model, not a curated record
GUGAGGGACAAAAUCAUCCAUUCAUUUUAUGGGCUGCAUGUUUUUUGUGGUUAAUAUCAUUUUUUUCAAUAACAUGGUCGCUGCUGAUGUUUUUUUUCAUAAAGCCAAAGUGGUCUGUUGUCCAUUGUGGUUAAGUGUAUUUUGGAUCGUAAUCAUAGCCAUUGCGGCUAUAAUUAUAUGCAUCGAUCGAAUAUACUCGUGUCAGAAGCUACCUCAAAACACCUUAAUAUUAGCAUGAAGAAUUAUAGAAGUUUCUUAAACUAUAAAAAGUUUAUGGAUAACUUACAGUGGUCGUUAAAGUGCUGUGGGAUAAACUCAUAUAAAGACUGGUUCAGUUAUGAUUGGUAUGACCAAAUGAAAGAUUAUGAAUGGGAUCCAUCCCUAUACAAGCGUAAUAAGAAAGAACCAUUGGUAACAGACAGCGUGCCUUUAAGUUGUUGCAAAAGUGGUUCCUGCAUAUCUAAUUACUUAUUGGAGCUGGGAACAAAUUCAAUCAAUACAAAGGGUUGCGGAAAACGUUUACGUCGAGUUAUAAUGUUGUCAAUGUCUGCAUAUUUAAUAAUUUUUAUUUUAAUAAUAAUAGUUGAGCUUUUGAUUGUAAGAUUUUUAAUCAAACAGAAUAAUUAUUGUGGAAAUCAUCGAUCUGGUAAAAAAACAGAAGUUAGGCACAUAAUGUCUGUAAACGAUAAAUUUCAUGUAUCCAGCGCUUCAUGUCAAUUAGAUCCUGAAGAAAGUGACGAUGAAGAGGCAUCAAGGAAUACUGAAGUAGAAAAUUUGAAAAUGGACAUGUUCAAAUAAAAAGUAGACAACUCUGCUUAGAUAAAGAACCAUGGUAUUUUUAUCAGUGGUGAAUUGGGUGAGAAGCCGAGGCCCAGAUGAAUUUUGGAGAAAAAGGAAAAUUUUUCGUUUAGCAGCGCACUAUAUAG